Messenger RNA from Stylonychia lemnae, 1860 nucleotides. The record is from the annotation of a GenBank genome assembly. NCBI's taxonomy places the organism in Eukaryota, Ciliophora, Spirotrichea, Sporadotrichida, Oxytrichidae.
AUGACAGACCUAGGAUUUAUUGUGAAGAUGGUCAUCUACAAAUGUAGAGAGCUAGGCAAUCCAGUCACUGAGACUCUUGCUGCUUAUGUUGCCUAAACUACUCUUAACAAAAGAACUGGAAAGUUCUAUCUUGAAAGUACUAUAACUGAAGACGAAGCCAAGAAACUUGUAAACAAAACAAUCAAAAGGCUUCAGAAGAUAGACUCGGCCUCAUUGAAUACAAUCAAACUUCAGAUUGGAUAUGACUCAGCAUAUGUCAGAUAGGAAGUUUAGAGACAGCAAAAUAUUACAAACCUCUCUCAUGAAUCAAAUAGACUGAUUGAUGAAAUUGUUAGCUUCGAGCCUAGAAGUGGUAACGACUUUGAAGGAAUUACUCUACUUUACAAGAAAAUAUACAAUUACUUGCUCUAUAAGAAUAAGCAACACAUUAUUGGAAAUUAUUCUUCGAUUUAAUUGACAUCUGCUAUUUCCAAUACUAUAGAAAGAGAAGUAGCUGCCGCUCUUGAGAGUGUUCUGCCAAGAGCAGGUCUUAGACCUUUCGUAUCACUUACAACUCCUGAGAAAGUAGCUUAAUUGUGUGAGUUAUCAAAUAUUGUUAUUGGCAUCAGACUAUUUAAUAGAGACAUUGGUAAAGGAGGAGUUGGUCUUGAAUCAUUUACUGAGAUCAUCAAUCAUAAUGCAAGAAAUCUUAUUAAUGAACUUAAUCACGAAGUUGCUGAGAUUAUGGAACAAUCAGAUAAAUAUACUAUGUAUUUCAAUGUGCUAGCUGAGCUACAAAACCCAGGUUCACCUUAAUAAAUUGAAGUCUACAAGGAGGAACUGACAUACAAGAGAUAAUUCUUGAUUUAUAUUCUCGAACUUAAGUCUGAUGUUUAAAUCUCUGAGUCAAAUAUUGAAAACUUGCAAUAGAAAUACCAAAAAGAAAUCUCAGACCUUAAAAACCUUAUUGGAAACAAGUCAUCCAUCCCUAAAGAUCAAGUUUACCCUAAAUUUGAUUCACUUUCUUAAAUCUAUUCCUAGCUGCUAGAAGAAAAAAAUCUAGCUAUCCUCAGAAAAGAGCUAUUUAAGGUUCUUCUAGAAUUCAAGGAUAAGAUGACUAAUCAUCUACCAGAGAAUCUUGUCAGAGAAAGCAAAGGACUUUAUAUGGAGAAAGCUAAUAAGAUGAGACAAAUUGAGGAGCAUAUUGCCUAAAACAUGGAAUCUUCUCGGCUGGCUAAUGAUGUACUUAGACUAAUGCCAAAUUCAACUCCUGACUUUAUGCACAUUCCUUUAGAUUUCCUAGGCUUCUGUUUAGUAAACAUAGUUGAAAGUGGACUUCUUAUGCCAGGAAAACCAAAUCUUGGUGUCUUCAAAUAUAAGGAAAAAUAUUGUGUUUUUUCAGAUGAGUUGACCAUUGAUAGAUUUAUCAACCAUCCAGACAAAUAUCUCAAUGAUGUCGUUGAAAGAUGCAGAAGAAAACCAGAGCUUAUUCAUUUGCUCAAGAUGCAAGAUCAUUUCCCAGAUGCAUCUUUGUCAGCUCUUCUCUAAGGAAAGGAUGGUCUUCAUCCACUUUUCUCAAUUUCAGCUCCUUUAAUGGUGGAUAAGGGUCUUGAAACUCCCACCCAUUUCAUCGAGAAACAUAUUGAGCCUAAUUAUUAUUGGAACGAAUGGGACUUAAGAAAGAAAGCUCUUUAGAUGGCAAACAUUAGAAAGAAGAUUACAGUCAGUAUUCAAACAGAACUAUCUAACUUCAGAAUCGAUAACGAGACUCAAGUUUGGUUACCAAAGGAAGGAAGUACAAAUACUGGCAUUAAUGCUUCAACAAAUACUCAGCUGCCUAAGCAAUAUAUAACUUCUCUCAGAGACAAGUCAAUUUAAUGA